This is a messenger RNA of Pterocles gutturalis (yellow-throated sandgrouse), 907 nucleotides long. RefSeq names its product KIAA0513 ortholog. The record is from RefSeq and is a predicted model, not a curated record. The annotation marks the transcript as partial. Lineage: Eukaryota; Metazoa; Chordata; Aves; Pterocliformes; Pteroclidae. The transcript has 11 exons.
AGAGGAUUUGGACCAAGAAGAGAAGGCCAGGUUUGGGGAGCUGUGCAGCGGCGAGAACGGGAAGGGCAGGGAGUGGUUCGCGAGAUACGUGAGCGCCCAGCGCUGCAACUCCAAGUGCGUCUCGGAGCAGACCUUCUACCGCCUGAUGCAGUCCUUCGCCCUCGUGCUGUUUGAGUGUCACCAGAUGGAUGACUUCAGCCCUGCCAAGAACCUCAUGACCAUGUGUUUCACCUACUACUACGUGGGCAAGACCCACGCGCUGCCCUCAGAGUCCAAGGAGAAGCCCAUGGGCAGCAUCGACUCAUACCUGAAGUCGGCAAACAGCUGGCUGGCGGAGAAGAAGGACAUUGCAGAGCGGCUCCUGAAAAACACCUCAGCCAAGACGGAGAACGUCAAGGGCUUCUUCGGGGGCCUGGAGACCAAACUGAAGGGUCCCACCACCAAAAAGAGCGAGGAAGGUGAGGACAAACCAAAGGAGAAGCUGAAGAAGACAGUGUCCGUGCAGAGCCCAGAGGAGGAGAAGAAAGGAGAGAAGAUCUACCUGUACAUGCACCUCAAGCAGCAGCCGAUCUGGCACAACCUGCGGUUUUGGAACGCCGCCUUCUUUGACGCCGUGCACUGCGAGCGCAGGAAGCGGUCCCCCACCACCAGAGGGAACACUGGGGAGGAAGAGGAGAAGAGGGAGAAGUGGUGCCACAUGACGCAGGAGGAGCGCGAUGACAGCCUGCGCUUCAAUGAGAACAUCACCUUCGGGCAGCUGGGCACCUUCAUCCACAACAUGCUGGCGUUCGGCCUCAACAAGAAGCUCUGCAGUGACUUCUUGAAGAAGCAAGCGACCAUCGGCAAUUUGGAUGAAGAGCAAUACAAGCUGCUCAGCGACCACAUCGAGCAGAUGGCCACCGAAUAG